AUGACCAGGAGAGAAGUUAAGCUAAAGGUAAACGUGGAAGGAAUAGUAGAGAAAUGCAAAUCUAUCUAUAGUAGAUAUGAUGCAGAUUUUUUAAAUACACAAUGUAUAAAACCAAGCUAUUUGGUUAUACUAAAGGACAUAUUUGGCGGUGAUAGUCUAGAAAUAGAAAGUGAUCAUAGCAAAGAAGAGAAGGAGCGCAUCCUAGACAUAAUUAUAAAUGAUAUGUCUCAGUUCCUUAUAGAUAAUGAGUAUCAAGAAUCAAAGAUGUACGUGGUAGGCCAAGCACUAAAGAGUAAAGAUGAUAACUUAAUUGAAUCUAAGUCGAUCGAACUAAUCAAUAAGUUUAUGAAACCAAAUCCAUUUAUAUACAGACCAGAGCACGGUAUUUAUAGAAAGAUUGCCAUGAAUGAAUCAUUUGAGCCUCUAUACCCGGAUGAUGAUAGUCCAUACUUAAGCACUGGAACAUCAUACACUCUGGAGAUUGAUGAUACAAAGCUACAAAAUGCACUUCAGCUUAGUGAAGAGAAUCUGCGUAAAAAAUAUUUUACUUAUGCUAAUUAUCUAUUAUUUCUUCUAGAGCCAAGAGAUGAUUUAAAAAAAUAUUCGUCUAUAAAAAAACACUACACAUUAGAGGGGUUGUAUGACUUGAAAGAAAAAAAUGUAACAUUUUUAGAUUACGGGUUGGGGCUGAUUUACGAUAACAACUAUACUUUUGAAAGGCUAAUUGAGAGAAUCAGAAGAAUGGAAGCCGAUUCUUGCGAACGAACGAGUAUAGAAAAAGAAAUUAAGGAAGCAUUUAUUCAGGAAGACUUGGACAUAAUCAUUUCCGUUAUUGACAAUAUAAAGGAAAUUACAUACGAGAAAAAUAUAUACGAACGCAUGGUUAGAGCAUUGGAUUACAUGGCAAAUAACACUACACUCUUGAAAGAAACAGAAGGGGGACCAAACAUUCUGAGGAUAAAAGCAGAUUUAAGCAAUUUUAAACAAGACUACUUAAGCAGUGAUGCAUGUUUGAGUGAAAUAAUAAAAGAAAAGUCAAUUAAACUUUAUGACGAAAUAAGAGAAAAUAAAAUUCUUUUCAGAAGAAAGACCAAUGAAAACAACGAGAGAGUAGGGAACUUAGAAGAAUGGGAGAAUAAAAAUAAAAACACUCUUGACCCUCAGACCUACAAUAAAAUAUUAGGAGAAAAGAAAGAAGAGAUACAAAAAGCAUAUAUUUCUUUUGAUGCUUUUAAAAAGAAGUUAAGGUCAUUGCAAUUUGAUGAAAAAAGAGAAAACAUAGAAUGGGAAAGUACUAGUGAACUUCAAAAUCACCUUCGCUUCUUAUCUGAACUAAGCCCAGUCCAAAAUGAGUAUUUGCUAACGAAGAUAAAAGAAAUUGCAAAAUUACUAGACAUCAAAGUAGUAAUAGAUGGAGUAGAGCCAGUAAAGGAAAUGGAAGUGGAAGAAGCCCCUACGGGUUCUUUCUUGAAAGACAUAAAACCCAUUAAAAAAGGUAUUGCUGGACUAUUGACAAGUGCUUUUGUUCUAACAGGAGUAACAAUAACAGCUUUCAAUCAGUCUUCGAAGAGUAGCACGAUGACUGUUGCAGAUGUUCAUAAUGUGUUGAACAAUAAUGAAGCAUUAUCAUAUCAUGAGCAGCAAUAG
Nematocida minor is the source of this 1647-nucleotide messenger RNA. RefSeq lists its product as uncharacterized. Lineage: Eukaryota; Fungi; Microsporidia. The record is from RefSeq and is a predicted model, not a curated record. The coding region runs from base 1 to 1647 and encodes 548 amino acids. The transcript has a single exon.